Messenger RNA from Limanda limanda (common dab), 1517 nucleotides. Its product is annotated as membrane-spanning 4-domains subfamily A member 4A-like. The transcript is spliced from 7 exons. The coding region runs from base 23 to 775 and encodes 250 amino acids. The record is from RefSeq and is a predicted model, not a curated record. Gene Ontology annotation, cellular component: membrane. NCBI's taxonomy places the organism in Eukaryota, Metazoa, Chordata, Actinopteri, Pleuronectiformes, Pleuronectidae.
CGUGGUUCAGAAGAGCAGAAACAUGUCUUCAUCCAUGUUCACGACGGCGGAGGGCGUGCUGGUGGUCACGCAUGUGCACCCGUCUCCCCAGGGUGCUCCCCAGGGUGCCCCCCGGGGGGCCGGCCUCCCACAUUGUGUGGGCAUCCAGAAGUUCAGCAAGAAGCAUCCAUGUGUUCUCGGGACAAUUCAGAUCAUGGUCGGCCUCACCGUUCUGCUGUUUGGCGUUGCCAUGGGGAUUCCAGCGGACACAAUUGCGGCUUUCUCUGGCUUCUGGGUCUGGGGAGCUUUAUGCUACAUCACAGCUGGAUCCCUGACAGUGGCUGCUGGGAAACGUCUCACCCGCCCUCUGGUCAACGCUGCUCUGGGUUGGUGUGUCGUUGCAGCAGUUUUUUCCAGCGUCGGGACCAUCCUCUACUUUAUUGAUAUUGCUUGGGAAGGAUGGCUCAUUCAGUGCCGCUACGAUCAGAAUUACAACUAUAACUGCUACAACCACAUUUAUGAGAAUCGGAUGGCGAGCUUAUCGGGGAUCAUGGGUAUUGUGAACCUAUUAGAGUUGAUCGUCUCGCUCGUCGUCUCAGGAAUCGCCUGCAACGCCACCUGCAACUGCAGCGGAGAGCCGACAUCAGUUAUUGUCAUGCCUGCAGCCUCUGGUUUUCCCGCGGUACCAGCAACGGCUCCUCCCGUCUCACAGGUGCAGAACGAUUCUAAAAACCCACAACAACAGAGAGCCACAGGUGAACCUGAGCCUCCAACCUACGAUUCUGUCAUUGGCUGAAGACAACCUGCCUCUUCUGCAUGACCUGGCACCGUUAGGACUGCUACAGAUCUCUUUACGUGCACGAGCACUCCAGUAAAAUGGCUUUAAUGUUUUCUCGCUUUCAAAACCUAAACUGACGUGUGUAAGAUUUGACGUCAGAAAAGCACAGUGUGUCGGCUGUUCACCUUCUGAAAUGAUUAACCUACAUCCUUAUAACUGCACUAUUCCAGUUUGCACAACCCUCAUCAUAUCCUCCGUGUGCACUAUGUCCUACUGUGUUCUGUGUGUUGAGUACUUUUUACGAGAGGAAAAAACAAAAAACAGAAUCACAUGGACGAAUUCAGACAUGUUUAGGGAGCUGGUAUCGAUUGAGUUUAUGCAAUAAAAAUACAAAUCUGGAUCGAGUGGAUUUUAUGAACCACUCGAUUAAUCAGCGAAGCAUUUUAAAAUCAUGUGAAAACAUCAGUAAAUCAGGAAGACAGACCUGCAGUGAUCAUCUUCAUCUUCAUCAUCUUCAUCAGCUUAGUGGACACAGUCAACAACACGACAAACUAAUGCAAACAUGACGACACAAAGCAGCUUGGAGGUAAUGGAGGAGUCUGCCGAACCUCAUUCACGUUUUCAGACAUUUUCUCAUAUAGUUGAAAUUGUACUUGUGUAUUUAACCAAAGAGGAUUACAGUGAUUACUGGUGAGAAAUGAGACCUUAAUUAUUUGAAUUAAAGGAUUGUUUUUCUUCAUCUGUGUCAGUUCACCCUGAU